Candidula unifasciata is the source of this 1116-nucleotide messenger RNA. The record is from the annotation of a GenBank genome assembly. NCBI's taxonomy places the organism in Eukaryota, Metazoa, Mollusca, Gastropoda, Stylommatophora, Geomitridae.
AUGAGUUUCAAGAAUAUGGUCAGUGGCUGCACGAUGGUAGGCAUGCUGCAGUUGAGCUGUACAAUAGGAACUAUUGUGUUGAUCACCCCAACACUGCCACUCAUAUUCUUGUCUCCAAAGCUUGGUCGCCGCGUGAUAGAUUUUCUCAUCAAACUGUGGUUUCUCUUGGCUGUGGCCUUAUAUGAACUACUGAUGGGAGUCAAAAUAGUCAUUACUGGAAAGCCAUCUAGACGUGGCGCAAGUUGCCUCAUUCUGGCUAACCAUCGCACUCGGCUUGACUGGUUCUUCCUCAUGUCUUACAUUUGCCGUUACAGUGCCAUUGAUCAGUAUAGAAUCUCUUUAAAAGAAUCUUUGAAGAAAGUCCCUGGAGCUGGUUGGGCAAUGCAGUGUGCUGGCUUUCUGUUUCUGAAGAGAAAAUGGGAAGAAGAUAAGGACCACAUAUCUGAUUGCAUUAAUUACUUCUCCAAAGUCAAGUCUCAACCACAGUUCCUGCUGUUUCCAGAGGGAACAGACAUGUGUCCCAAUGCUAUCAGAAGAAGCAACACAUUCGCAGAGAAGCAAGGCCUUCCAAACUAUGAAUAUGUUCUCCAUCCUCGUACAACAGGUUUUGUUCAUUUUGUGACAGAGAUGAAAAAAGCUCAAAUUCUGGAUUCUGUUUUGGAUGUUACUGUGGGGUAUCCCAAAACUUUAAUUCAAAGUGAAGUACAGACGCUGAAAGGAAAGUUUCCAGAAGAGAUCCACUUCUAUGUAGAAGAUCACCCCAUUGACACUCUCCCUGACUCUGAGAAGGAGCUAGAACUCUGGCUGACGAAACUCUGGAGUGCCAAGGAAGCCAGGCUUAAUCGAUUUUAUACUGUGGGACAUUUUGAAACAGAUACAAGUGAUUAUGAUAUUUCUGCCAUUCCCAAACCAAUUUCUGAAGUGGAGUUUAAGAAAACAUUAUAUGGAAUCAUUUUAUUUUGGGUGAUAUUUCUCAUUACUGUUUCUGUUGCUUUAUACAUUUCCAGGAUGUUUCAGAUAUACUGCUUGCUUUCGGGUUUAACCUAUGUGUUAAUAUACAUAAGACAUGGUGGAAUAGAUAGAGUCUUAUAUUCGUCAGUGAAACAAAAUCACUGA